UAUACAAAAACCCUAGCCGCCCCUAAUUCCCCUAUUCUCUCAGCACAGACCCUCACUCUCAAAUGGAAAUACACACACAGAAUGCAGACAGAUUCGCCCACCUUCCUCUCACACGCUCUUUCUCUUCUCACUUCUCUCUGAUUUCAUCGACACAUACAUUCAAAACAAGGACGAGAGAUGAAAAACGGAUUUGAAAACUAAAAAGGCACUCUGAGAUCUGAAACAAGAGGCUCUCUGUUAAUUUCUGGUUUUAAGGAGAAUUCAGAUUCGAAUCGUUGUUCGAUUCCGCUGAUUUUUGCUGUUUCUGGAAUUGCUGAGCUCCAUUCGAGUUUGCUUCUGCCUUAUUUGGUUUAUUCUAGCUUUUUCUUUGUUUGACCAGAGGAAAUUUCGGCAAUAUUCAACAUUAUCAAACAUAAUGGGGAUGGUAUUGCCAGCUGAGCAGGCAGGCUAUGCUGAGAUGGAGAAUGUUGAGAUUACGGAUACAGAGUUGUUCUAUCAUGUUAGAGGUGCCCUUAAAUCUGCUCUCCAGGGUGAUCCGGACAAAUAUAACCAGCUUGUUGGGGUUAUGCACUGUAAGGAACGCCUUGUACCCGAGGAGGUUGCCCUACUGGUGACAUGUUUAAAAGCUUUGUCAGGAUCAGUUUCUUGUCUAGACAUUGUUCAUCAUCAAAGUCUUCUUUCAUCUAUUUUAGGAAUGAGCAUGUGGAGCUAUGGGACUGAUGUAAUGGAUGCUUUGAUGGAAUUACUUAUAUCCUUGGCUACAUCCGGUGGGCAGUAUGUCGAUUUGUGCUUGGAAAUGCUUGUGAACAAUUUUGUGCCGCCUCCUUCAUUCAUAUCAUUGUUGAAUCAGCCACGUGGCAUUCUACGAAAGGGCCAAGUCAUUGAUCGUAUCCAUUCAACUUUAAUAGCCAUUGCAGAGUUAGUUCCUCUCACCCCCUUGAGACUUGAGAAGAUAGUAAAGGAGAAGAUGCAGAAGAUGCCAAUCAAUUACACAAAGGAACCAUUCAUCAUGGCAUAUGUGGAGAACAUGUUAAAACUGGAGGGUGGAGCAAUUGGUGGUCUUGUUGGGAGAACUAUGCUUGUGGCAAUUAUGGAUUGGCUGAUAGAUUUGGAUGUAGACAUUGCAUGGGAUGAAAUCUUAAAUGAGGAUUUCACCAAAUGCAUCUUCGAUAUGGAGCUGGAAGAUCUGGAUGGUCCAGUAGAUGAUGGUCAGCAAGAUGUUGACCAGCUCCGAAUUUCUUGGAUGGAACGGCUUGGAAAUGCCAGUGCUCAAAAAUUGGAUAGCUUGAUGGUGCUUACCUUUGAACACCUUAACUUUUGCAAAGAGAGUGGACGCCUGAGUCAGGUUUUUGAGACUCUUCUCCAGUCUUUUCAGCAUACUGUUUUGACGGCAUACAAGUCUAAAUUUGCCCAGUUUGUGAUGUUUUAUGCCUGUACCCUGGAUCCUGAAAACUGCGGCAGGAGAUUUGCUGAUACACUAUUUGAUAUAUUUAAGAGCAGUAUCUAUCCACAAUGGAGAAUGAGUGCGGUUGCCUAUCUUGCUAGUUAUUUGGCUCGUGCAAAGUUUUUGUCUAUCUCAUCUGUUGCUGAAUAUGUAGAAAGUUUGGUUGAAUGGUGUUCCACUUAUUGCUCCAACCAGAGUGGUGGCAUCAAUCCAAAAGCUCACAAGGAAUUCUAUGCUGGGUGCCAGGCCAUGAUGUACAUACUUUGUUUUCGCAUGAGAUCAAUGCUUGCUAUUCCUCGUAUCAGGUCACGGCUCUCAAAGCACAUAGAGGAUAUCCUGAGGCAUCCAUUGAGGCCGUUAAUGGUAUGCUUGCCAUCAGUGGUGAAAGAAUUUCUUCGGUUGGCAAAAGUAACUAAUCUUGAUGUGCCUGAUAACUUUGUAUCAAGUGGUCUGCUCGAGUCCGAUCUUUCAAUCUCUUUUGGUGGUAGAGAGAGGCUUGACACAUUUUUCCCAUUUGAUCCUUGUCUGCUAUUGAGAUCUGACAGAUUCAUCCGGCCAAAUUUUGUGUACUGGUCAAUGGUUCGGAGCUCAUAUGACAACGAUGAGGAUGAUGAUGAGGGUACUAGUGAUGAAGACGAUAUUGAAAUCUGUACUGCAGGGAAGGGGAUGAAUAUAGCUGGAGUCGCCCGAAGUUAUGAUCAGGAUCUCGAUGAAUUUGAUAAUGAAAUGAGCAAAAUGUCCAUAACACCUAAAGUUGCUCAAUGGUUUGGAGGUGAAUUACGACCUGACAUGCAGAUGCCUUCAAGAAUCAGACCAUGUCCGGAGUCCUUGUAGAGAUUAAUCUGCCUGUUUGAUUGUCAUGAAAGAGGAAAUGCUUGCCCUUGCAUGACAAGAGUCGGACCAUGCCAUUAAGAGUUGGAAAUGCUUGUCCUCGACCGUGGUUGGUAUUUUGUUGGACUCGGGAUUUGUCAGGCCUCCACUCCUGCCUGCUUCACAUUCCAUGAAAUGUUAAGAGGUCAGUUUUUUGUAUUUAUAGCAAAAGCUAUUUGUAAUAUGUCAAUAUGUAGCAAUAGUUGUUCCGAUUAUCAGAACUAAUGGUGAAAAUAGAUAAAAUUCUCUUGUAUUUUCUUGUGGGUGUUAAUACAUUACGCCCAAUAUAAAGAGUGUCUAUAUUUGGAAAUGUAAUGCUCCAGACGAAGAGUGCAAAACAACUAUAUUUUCUCUAA
Molecule: messenger RNA, 2670 nt
Organism: Nicotiana tabacum (common tobacco)
Lineage: Eukaryota; Viridiplantae; Streptophyta; Magnoliopsida; Solanales; Solanaceae
Source: RefSeq, a predicted model, not a curated record